Messenger RNA from Daucus carota subsp. sativus, 1559 nucleotides. RefSeq names its product patellin-6. The coding region runs from base 86 to 1351 and encodes 421 amino acids. Lineage: Eukaryota; Viridiplantae; Streptophyta; Magnoliopsida; Apiales; Apiaceae. The record is from RefSeq and is a predicted model, not a curated record. The transcript has 4 exons. Gene Ontology annotation, molecular function: lipid binding.
GGCUUAAAAGGUGUUGCCAAACAGCCCCUUCUUCUGCUCUGUGUAUUCAAAGUUUGAAUCUUUUUCAUCUGGGCAUUUCUCAAACAUGUCAAAAAUGGAGUCUUUAUCUUCACCCAUGGCAACCAAUCUCCAAAACCCACUUCUUGAAUCUUCCCCAAAGCCCCAAAAGUUCAAGAAAAGCUUUGUAGCCUCUUUCAUGGAGGCUACUACACUGAGAUCACCUUCUUUUAAGGAAGACACUUACUAUCUCACUCACUUGAAAUCUUCAGAAAGGAAGGCACUUCAAGAACUCAAGCAAAAGCUUCAAGAAUCUCAUGACCAGGUUUCAAUGUGGGGGAUUCAGCUUUUGAGUGGUGAAGAAAAGGCUGAUGUGAUUUUUCUGAAGUUCUUGAGGGCUAGAGAUUUUAGGGUUCAGGAGUCUUUUCAAAUGUUGGUGAAAUGUUUGGAGUGGAGGAAAGAUUUUGAAGCUGAUGGUAUUGUUGAGGAAGAGCUGAAUUUUAAAGAACUUGAAGGGAUUGUUGCUUAUAUGAAUGGUUAUGAUAGAGAAGGACAUCCUGUUUGCUAUAAUGCCUAUGGUAUGUUUAGAGAUAAAGAUAUGUAUGAGAGGAUUUUUGGUGAUGAUGAGAAGUUGCAGAAGUUUUUGAGGUGGAGGAUUCAAGUUCUUGAAAGAGGGAUCAAGUUGUUGCAUUUUAAGCCUGGUGGUGUAAACUCUAUUAUUCAAGUUACUGAUCUUAAAGACAUGCCUAAAAGAGAGUUAAGGGUGGCCUCUAAUCACAUUCUUUCUUUGUUCCAAGAUAAUUAUCCUGAAAUGGUUGCUCGCAAGAUAUUUAUCAAUGUGCCAUGGUACUUCAGUGUGUUAUAUUCUGUGUUCAGUCCAUUUUUAACUCAAAGAACCAAGAGCAAGUUUGUAAUCUCCAAGGAAGGAAAUGUUGCAGAGACCCUUUACAAGUACAUUAGGCCUGAGAAUGUACCAACUCAGUAUGGAGGACUGAGUCGACCCAGUGAUUUGGAGAAUGGUCCAGCAAAACCAGCAUCUGAGUUCACUGUCAAAGGAGGAGAGAAAGUGAACAUCCAAAUUGAGGGAAUUGAGGCAGGUGCAACAAUAACAUGGGACAUAGUAGUGGGAGGAUGGGAAGUAGAAUACAGUGUUGAGUUUGUGCCCAGCGCUGAAGGGAGCUACACCAUUGCGGUUGAAAAGCCAAGGAAAGUGGCUGCUACAGAGGAGGCUGUGUUCAACUCAUACACAUCCAAAGAAGCCGGAAAAAUAGUGUUAUCGGUCGAUAACACCGCCUCCCGUAAACGAAAGGUUGCUGCUUAUCGAUACGUUGUCCAAAAAUCUAAGGGAUAUUAACAGUAAUAUGUGUCAUUUGGUUUAUGUUUCAAUAUCUGCCCCUAAUUUUGAAUGGUUCUAAGUUAUAUACUUAUGUGUAUGUUGUUGUGGUAUCAUAUCCAGUCUAUCUACUAUCUAGGAGUACACCUCAUUGUGCCUGAGUUCUGUGUAAUGUAUUUGAUGUAAUGAUUACUUAACUGAUUAUUGUUGUUAAUCUUAGUAAUGUUAA